AUGAGCGUCCCGGGACGACAGAAAAAUAGUGAUGAUAAUGUUGUGCCAAUCUGUUGUAAAUGUGAAGCUACAAAGAGGCGUGAAAGCGUAUUUGGAUAUUGCAAAAACUGUCAAAUUCACCUAUGUAGUAAAUGUUAUCGAUGCCAUAAAACGGAUAAAAGUUCAGUCUAUCAUGACAUGGAAAAGACGACUCCUAUUCCAGCUAAGGAUCCUUUACCAAAAUGUCCACAGCAUGAAGAUGAAGAAUUGAAAUAUCACUGUCGCAGACAUGAUGAAAUAGGAUGUAUUGCAUGCAUGUUGUCACAUAAGAGUUGCGAAACGGAUUAUAUCCCUGAUAUAUCGGUACAGUACGCUUCAUUAGACGAGUAUAUAGACUUAGAGGUCAGUAUGCAGAGUCUCAAUGAAAGGUUGUCUCAAAAUUUGAAAAAAGUUAAAGAAAACUUAUUGCUCAGUGAAACAGCAUUUCAGAUUACUACUGAUGCAAUUAAAGCAAGAAAAAUAGAACUCAUCGAGUACAUAAACGAACAAGAACAGAAAGUUCGCAACGAAGCUGAGGCGUACAUAAAAGAAACUAAACAUGCUGCCAAAGUAACGGUCAAACAUUUGGAAAGGAUGUAUGAAAUUUCUGCAAGAAAUCUUGUUAACGACAUGUCAUAUCUCACAACUACAAAAGAUAUCAAAGAUGACACCAUCUUUGGCAAAGUAGUUAUUGAAAAUUUGAAACAAAGACAAUAUAGCUCACCAGAAUUAUUGGACAAUAGGGAAUCAACUCAGGUUAAUAUCAAGUCCGAAAGUGACAAGAAGGUGUGCUAUGCAACUGGACUAGCAUUUCUAUCGGCUGAUCAUCUCGCUAUAGCAGACAAAGCCAAUAAAAAUGUGAAAAUUGUGGAUGUAUCUCACGACAAGAUUGUUUCUCACAUUGAGUUAACAUCGUCUGCCCGAGAUAUAACGGUAAUACCACCGGACCAGCUUGCCGUGACACUUAGAGAUGAAGAACGUAUUCAGCUGUUGACAACGUUGAAAGGGUUGACAAAAACAGAACAAAUACAAACAAAUGGAAAUUGCCGAGGAAUAAAACAUGAUGACGGGAAACUUAUUGUGGCCUUUGACGGUAUGGUGCGACCAAAAAUAGAAAUCUUAAGACUUAACGGAGAUGUACUGUGUACUUUCCAACUGAAUGAGUCUGGGUCUAUGAUAUUCAGUGAACCAAAAUGUAUAGGUUUGAGUCCAGAUAGCAGUCGAAUGUAUGUUUCAGAUUUAAGUAAAAUGUGUAUCUUUAACUUGUCUAGAUUGGGAAAUGUAAAUGGCACCUUCGGUCGGCAUAGGUACAUGGGUGUUGCUGUUAGCGCAGGCGGCUCUGUAUACGCCUGCUCAAAGUCAAGUAACUCAGUAUACCAGAUGCAAGACGAUCUGUCAAACGAUGAAGCAGUGUUGACGAUCAUUGACGGUAUUAAAGCACCAAUAGCUCUUGCUAUUUCUAAUACAAGGAACAUGUUAUAUGUGAGUUGUGGGAGCAAUGAUGCUGAUGUCUCUAACAAAUUACACGUGUUUAAGAUUAAACAUAAAAACGAGAACACCUCAAUAGAUAUUAGUUCAGAAAUAGCAUAA
Molecule: messenger RNA, 1608 nt
Organism: Ruditapes philippinarum (Manila clam)
Lineage: Eukaryota; Metazoa; Mollusca; Bivalvia; Venerida; Veneridae
Exons: 2
Coding region: 1-1608 (535 amino acids)
Biological process (GO): positive regulation of DNA-templated transcription
Cellular component (GO): chromatin; nucleoplasm
Molecular function (GO): ubiquitin-protein transferase activity; zinc ion binding
Source: RefSeq, a predicted model, not a curated record